Enhydra lutris kenyoni (northern sea otter) is the source of this 1543-nucleotide messenger RNA. RefSeq names its product heat shock transcription factor 2 binding protein (gene HSF2BP). The record is from RefSeq and is a predicted model, not a curated record. Gene Ontology annotation, cellular component: cytosol. The transcript has 8 exons. NCBI's taxonomy places the organism in Eukaryota, Metazoa, Chordata, Mammalia, Carnivora, Mustelidae. Bases 5 to 1021 code for a protein of 338 amino acids.
GGCCAUGGGCGAGGCAGGCGGCGCUGAGGAGGCCUGUCGGCGCGUGGGGGUCCGAGAGGAGUUCGUUAAAGUCCGCAAGAAGGACCUGGAACGGCUGACGACGGAAGUGAUGCAGAUCCGGGACUUCCUGCCCCGAAUUCUAAACGGGGAGGUGCUGGAAAGCUUCCAGAGGCUGAAGAUCGCGGAGAAAAACCUGGAAAGGAAAGAGCAAGAGGUAGAGCAACUGAGGACGGACUGUGCGCACUUCAGAGCCCGCCUGGAGGCCGUGCAGGCUGACAGCAUGAGAGAGAAGAAGGAGAAACUCGCUCUUCGACAGCAGCUGAACGAAGCGAGGCAGCAGCUCCUGCAGCAGGCAGAGUACUGCACGGACAUGGGGGCUGCGGCCUGCACCCUGCUGUGGGGCGUCUCCGGCAGCGAGGACGUGGUCAAGGCCAUUCUGGGAGGAGAAAAAACGCUCAAGUUUUUCAGCAUCACUGCUCAGACCAUGGAGAGUUUCGUGAAGUCUCUGGAUGGGGAUGUCAAGGAGCCGGACUCUGCUGAGAAUCAGUUUGUGUGUGCUCUGGCUGGGGUCGUGACAAAUGUGGCUGCCAUUGCGUGUGGUCGAGAAUUCUUGGUUAACUCAAGCCGGGCUCUCUUGGACACCGUGCUGCAGCUUCUGGGGGACCUGAGGCCGGGACAGUGCACCAAACUCAAAGUGUACGGUGGACGGUUACUGCUGAUGUCCCUGUACAACGUGAGCAUCAACCUGAAAGGCUUGAAGUACAUCAGCGAGAGCCCAGGAUUCAUCCCGCUGCUCUGGUGGCUUUUGAGUGACCCGGACACAGAGGUGUGUCUCCACGUGCUGCGACUCGUCCAGUCUGUGGUCCUGGAGCCGGAAGUCUUCUCCAAGUCGGCCUCCGAGUUCCGGAGCUCCCUGCCCCUGCAACGCAUCGUGGCCAUGGCCAAGAGCCGCAACCCGCACCUGCAGACCGUGGCCCAGGAGCUCCUGGAGGACCUCCGCGCCCUGGAACGUGACGCGUAGGGGCGCUCGGUGUGUCCCUUCCCCUCCCCCAGGCCCCCACUUUGUGUUCCGAAACAGUCACCGUGCGCCAUGUGUUAUAGACGGUAGAAUGUGAGUGACUUGAGAGGGACGUGAAUGCGUAUGUAUCCACACCACUUCCUCCUGCAAGUGAGAGUGCCCGUGGGCGGCUGCUUGACCCGGCCAGGGGGCGGCCUGCAGAAGAUCCAUCCUUCUGGUGAGGCCCACGUCCAGGACCCGGAGGAGGGCCGUCUUAGAGCAGCUCCCGGUGCUCAGGGGACUUCCCGAGACCGCUGGGUUCCCCGGCACGAAGGGGAUGAGAUAGCCACGUGCCCCGCUGGUCAGCAUUUUCCUGAGAUACAUGUUUUGAAAAACAAUUCAUUCUCUCUCUAGUAGUGAUAAUUGAUUCCCUAAAAUGCAAGUUCACCUGUAAGCCUUUCGGUGAACUUGCUAGUUCAGGUGACAUUGGACGUUUCAGUUCUGUUUUUUUGUGCCUGUUUUACUUUUGAAUAAAGAAAGCCAGGA